GGCGCAAUUCUGUCGACACGACAGUCAGUCUUCAUCGUCUCUCAUCGUAGAAAGACCAGUGUGAAGAGAUCCAAGCUUAUUUAUAUUUUUCUCAGUUGAAUUUUGGUGCAAUUUCCUCAAUUAAAUAAUCAUGCGUGAAGUAAUCUCAAUUCAUGUUGGUCAAGCCGGUGUCCAGAUGGGCAAUGCCUGCUGGGAGUUGUACUGCUUGGAGCACGGUAUCCAACCUGACGGACAGAUGCCAAGUGACAAGACCAUCGGAGGUGGUGACGAUUCCUUCAACACCUUUUUCAGUGAGACUGGUGCUGGUAAACACGUCCCCCGUGCUGUGUUCGUCGAUCUUGAGCCAACUGUCGUUGAUGAAGUUCGAACCGGUACAUAUCGUCAACUCUUCCACCCCGAGCAGCUCAUCACUGGCAAAGAAGACGCCGCCAACAACUACGCCAGAGGCCACUACACUGUAGGCAAGGAACACAUUGAUAUUGUACUGGACAGAGUUCGUAAAUUGGCAGAUCAGUGCACUGGUCUUCAGGGAUUCCUGAUAUUUCACAGCUUCGGUGGUGGUACAGGAUCUGGGUUCACAUCCCUUCUGAUGGAACGUCUGUCUGUUGAUUAUGGCAAGAAAUCAAAGCUAGAAUUUGCUGUCUACCCAGCACCACAGAUUGCAACUGCUGUCGUCGAGCCAUACAACUCUAUCUUGACAACCCAUACAACCCUCGAACACUCCGAUUGCGCCUUUAUGGUCGACAACGAAGCCAUCUACGAUAUUUGCCGACGAAACCUUGACAUAGAAAGACCAACAUACACCAACUUGAACCGUCUCAUCGGACAGAUUGUGUCCUCCAUCACUGCAUCCCUUCGAUUCGACGGUGCAUUGAAUGUGGACUUGACAGAGUUCCAGACCAACUUGGUACCCUAUCCACGUAUCCACUUUCCUCUCGCCACAUAUGCUCCCGUAAUCUCAGCCGAAAAGGCUUACCACGAACAGCUGACCGUCUCAGAGAUCACCAACUCUUGCUUCGAGCCAGCCAACCAGAUGGUGAAAUGUGAUCCACGUCAUGGCAAAUACAUGGCUUGUUGUCUGUUGUACCGUGGUGACGUCGUACCAAAGGAUGUCAAUGCAGCCAUUGCUACCAUCAAGACCAAGAGAACUAUCCAGUUUGUUGACUGGUGUCCAACUGGUUUCAAGGUAGGCAUCAACUACCAACCUCCAACGGUGGUACCAGGGGGUGACUUAGCCAAGGUACAACGUGCCGUGUGUAUGUUGAGCAACACCACAGCCAUCGCCGAGGCAUGGGCUCGUCUUGACCACAAGUUUGAUCUGAUGUACGCCAAGCGUGCUUUCGUACAUUGGUACGUUGGUGAAGGCAUGGAGGAAGGAGAGUUCUCUGAGGCUCGUGAAGAUUUGGCAGCUCUGGAGAAGGACUACGAAGAGGUUGGCGUUGAUUCUGCGGAUGACGCCGAAGAAGAUGAAAAUGAAGAAUAUUAAACUUCAGUUGCUAUAAUAGAUAACCAUAAACACAGUCAUUUUACUCUUUCCCUGAUUUCAAUUUUUUAUAGCCUAUUUAUAUAACCUAGUGCAUUUUUUUCGUUAUUUAAUGAAUAAAUAUUAUAAUAAUGUAUUUUACUGACCCUGUUUUAAAACCCUGUAUACCGUACAGUUCUUACAUUUGUUUAUGAUACGCGCGGUUUAAAAUUUGUUCUGAAUAGUACAAUGAAUCAUAAAAAAUUCGAAAAUUUUGAUAUCAUGUUUAUUAGGCAGAAAAGGUGUUUCUCCAAGCCUGACUGGCCAAAAAUAUCGAUAAAUUUAGCGCCAUGUUAUUUCAUUUAUUUUGUAAAUACAAUUCAUAAAUAUACAGAUACAAAUCAGAAAAUAUGAAAAAUACAACAGAAACAAGAAAAAUUAUACACCAACACGACAGGAUUACCAAAAAAAAAAAUUGAAUAAGGUUCUACUGUCCGUUGGCUCGCCAAAAAAAAGGGGAAAAAAGUCUUUUUACCAGCCAAUAUCUAUACAUGAAACCCAGCUGUCAAAAAUCCUGACCGACCUAACCUGACUUCAAAUAUUUAUAGUGCUUUGGGCAUCGCAUUUUAGUCUUUAACCAAUGAAUUUUACGGGUAUAAAUAACGGGUUUUGUGGUUUCUUUGAAUUAUUGUAUUUUUACGCGUGUUAUGGUUAUAUUCAAAUAUAAGCACAAUAAUCGUGUAAAUAGACUAGGACUCCAUCUACAGGCUGUUGCCGUUUCAAUAGCAGUUCAAUCGCCGUUUCUAUAACAAUCGAAAUAAAUGCCUGUUAAUCUGUA
Anneissia japonica is the source of this 2300-nucleotide messenger RNA. Its product is annotated as tubulin alpha-1 chain-like. Bases 131 to 1486 code for a protein of 451 amino acids. Lineage: Eukaryota; Metazoa; Echinodermata; Crinoidea; Comatulida; Comatulidae. The record is from RefSeq and is a predicted model, not a curated record. Gene Ontology annotation, biological process: mitotic cell cycle; microtubule cytoskeleton organization. Gene Ontology annotation, cellular component: cytoplasm; microtubule. Gene Ontology annotation, molecular function: GTP binding; structural constituent of cytoskeleton. The transcript has 2 exons.